AUGCGGUCUUCACAGGAAAUUGUCCAAGCGGGGCGGCAAGUGUUCCCGUCGCCCGACUUCAGCUCCAACGGCACCAUGGCCGCGGCCGUCGUCGAAGACAGUUGUGCAUUUGGAUCGACAAAAUACUUUUUGCUUUGCGGGCUCGGCGGUUUCUUGUCGUGUGGUAUAACUCACGCAAUGGUCACACCCCUGGACUUGGUGAAAUGUCGCUUACAAGUCGACCAAGCCAAAUACAAGAACGUUGUUCAUGGUUUCAAGGUAACACUAAAAGAAGACGGUGCUAAAGGGUUGGCCAAGGGAUGGGCGCCCACUUUCUUAGGGUAUGCCGCUCAAGGCAUGUGCAAAUUUGGAUUGUAUGAAGUUUUCAAAGUGCAUUAUUCGGAGAUGAUUGGUGAAGAGAACGCAUACGUGUACAGAACAGCGUUGUACUUAGCUGCAUCCGCAUCUGCCGAGUUUUUCGCUGAUAUUGCACUCAGCCCAAUGGAAUCUGCAAAAGUUCGUAUCCAAACUCAACCAGGAUUUGCUAACACUUUAAGAGAAGCUUUACCGAAAAUUCAACAAUCUGAAGGAUUGAAUGGAUUUUACAAAAGUUUAGUGCCACUAUGGAUGAGACAAAUCCCUUACACCAUGAUGAAGUUCGCAUGUUUUGAAAAGACUAUUGAAUUGCUGUACAAAUAUGUAGUGCCCAAACCUAGGGCAGAAUGCUCUAAAGGUGAACAAUUGAUUGUGACAUUUGGAGCUGGUUACAUUGCUGGUGUAUUCUGUGCUGUUGUUUCCCAUCCUGCUGACACGUUAGUGUCUAAAUUGAAUCAGGCUAAGGGUGCGUCUGCUGGAGAUAUUGUUAAGAAAAUUGGAUUUAUGGGAUUAUGGCAAGGUUUGGGACCAAGGAUUGUAAUGGUAGGAACAUUGACAGCCGCUCAAUGGUUUAUCUAUGAUGCAGUUAAGGUCUUCUUCAGAUUACCCAGACCACCACCACCAGAAAUGCCAGAGUCUUUGAAGAAGAAAUUAGCCGUACAAUAAUAUUAUGUAAUAACAAUAAUGAUGGUUCUAGACAAUAUUGAGUUAUUUAAAAAAUAUAUUAAA
Messenger RNA from Melanaphis sacchari, 1083 nucleotides. RefSeq names its product phosphate carrier protein, mitochondrial-like. Gene Ontology annotation, cellular component: mitochondrial inner membrane. Lineage: Eukaryota; Metazoa; Arthropoda; Insecta; Hemiptera; Aphididae. Bases 1 to 1020 code for a protein of 339 amino acids. Gene Ontology annotation, molecular function: phosphate transmembrane transporter activity. The transcript is spliced from 7 exons. Gene Ontology annotation, biological process: mitochondrial phosphate ion transmembrane transport. The record is from RefSeq and is a predicted model, not a curated record.